Talpa occidentalis (Iberian mole) is the source of this 1554-nucleotide messenger RNA. It is a transcript of the gene MEAF6, whose product is annotated as MYST/Esa1 associated factor 6. Gene Ontology annotation, cellular component: NuA4 histone acetyltransferase complex. Lineage: Eukaryota; Metazoa; Chordata; Mammalia; Eulipotyphla; Talpidae. The transcript is spliced from 7 exons. The record is from RefSeq and is a predicted model, not a curated record. The coding region runs from base 33 to 608 and encodes 191 amino acids.
CAGCCUGGCGCCGCCGCCCGCCUCAGCCCAACAUGGCGAUGCACAACAAGGCAGCACCGCCGCAGAUCCCCGACACCCGGCGGGAGCUGGCGGAGCUCGUGAAGCGGAAGCAGGAGCUGGCGGAAACAUUGGCAAACUUGGAGAGACAGAUCUAUGCUUUUGAAGGAAGCUACCUGGAAGAUACUCAGAUGUAUGGCAAUAUUAUUCGUGGCUGGGAUCGGUAUCUGACCAACCAAAAAAACUCCAAUAGCAAAAACGAUCGAAGGAACCGGAAGUUUAAGGAAGCUGAGCGCCUCUUCAGUAAAUCCUCAGUUACAUCAGCAGCUGCAGUAAGUGCAUUGGCAGGAGUUCAGGACCAGCUCAUUGAAAAGAGGGAGCCGGGAAGUGGGACAGAGAGUGAUACUUCUCCAGACUUCCACAACCAGGAAAAUGAGCCCAGCCAGGAGGACCCUGAGGAUCUGGAUGGAUCUGUGCAGGGAGUGAAACCUCAGAAGGCUGCUUCUUCUACUUCCUCAGGGAGUCAUCACAGCAGCCAUAAAAAACGAAAGAAUAAAAACCGGCACAGGAUUGAUCUGAAGUUAAACAAAAAACCACGAGCUGACUAUUAGAAGAUUCAUUAGUGCAGAAGCUUCCAGGCUAUAGAGCCCUGCUUCCCUUCUCUGACCUCACAAAGAUAAACAUCCCUCACCUGAGUGUGUGGCCAUCCACCUCUGCUUUCCCAAACCCAGUGCCUGUGACUGAGUAGUUUGUUCUGAAAUGUGGUGACAGACAGGUCAUUUCCAUAAGACCACAUUGGAUCAUUUUACCUUGUGUCAUUUUUAGUAACACAACUGCAGGAAGACCAAGACAUGGUUAAAAUCCCAACAAGUUGCUAACUGUGCAUUUCUCCCUUCCUGGAAUGAAUGUCUCCUCCCAAACUGGCUGGCACCAGCUUCGUCUCUGAUACCCAUCAAGAAAUGUUCUCUGGUUUUGUUUUAUGCUGAAAGUAGAACCAAGGGUCACAUUUCAGAGGGAGGCUGUAAAUAUCUGGCAUUUUCUUAUUUUGUUUGUGUUUUAUUAUUUUUCUAUUGUUGCUUUUACCAUCUUUCUUUCUUUGGGGACUUUUUGUAAUGCCAUUGUAUGUACAGCUCUUACCUUCCUGCUGGCUAUCUGAUGAUCUGUUUCGUGCAUUUGCCAAUAUUCUUAACUGAAAGUAAUUUAGUUUACCGUAAAUAAAAUGGGUAACUUGGCUCUUUGUUUUUUUUACAGAGGGAAGGUAAAGAGUGUUUAUUUAAUAAUUACCUAAUCUGAAAUCUGAGUUAGAAGCAGUUUCAUGUUCUAGGAACAGGAAAAGCUGAACAAUAGAAGUUUGAAUCAAUCCUUUUAAAAUAGAUAUUUUUAUUCUUUUGUACAAAUAAAAUUUCACAGGCUUUCAUUUCUCAUGCUUUACUUUUAAACCCAAGAUUUUUUUUUUUUAGUUAUUUUUAUUUAUUCGUAUCAUGCCUUAUGGAAAUUUCAUCCUUUUUCCAUCUUUUCUCUCUUUGCUGGGAUUUGCCUGACUAAAUGUUGCUCUAA